CCAGUCGUUCCUGGCUUCGCAGCGUUUUUUACCUACAUGCCGCAUCUUGCGCAAUGGAUGUAUGUGGCGUCCUCGUUCACAGCCAUGUCCGCUGCCGCCCAGCCAGGGGGCGGCUGUAGUAACAGAUCCGCGGCUUGCCACAAUGGUAGCACUCUGUGGUCCAUCACCACAUUACCUGAUGGAGACGCUGCCGCGAGGAUCGGUCUGCCCACUAUUCUUAUCAACGUCAUCUACACGCUCGUGCCUGGCACCAUCCAGGCCGUUAUGAUCGCCUCCCUGCUACACGGGUGGUUCUCCCAGCAGAACUCUGGCGAGAAGAGGGAUCUGUUGGAGCAGAGGUUGCGCAGCUACCAGCAGACGCUGAAGUACGUCGUCUUUGGCUUCCUUGUGUACCUGCUCGACUUUCAGAGGCUCCUCUUCCAGUGGCCCCGCCCGACGACGUCGUGCCUCGGGAGCUACGCCUUUCCCAACUUCCUCUCGUUGUGGUCUGCUGGCCUCUUCGUGCUCAGGUGGGUGGACCUGAUGCUGUGUUGGUCGGUGCCCCACCUGACGGCCCACCAGCCCACCUCGCUGACCCCGCGCUCCGAGGACCUGGACGCCAGCAGGCGCUCGGGCACGGAGGAGUGGCGCGGCUGCGCCUGCGGCCGGCGCGGGCUUCUGCACACUAGUUUGUUGUUCCGCGC
Prorocentrum cordatum is the source of this 683-nucleotide messenger RNA. NCBI's taxonomy places the organism in Eukaryota, Dinophyceae, Prorocentrales, Prorocentraceae. The record is from the annotation of a GenBank genome assembly.